GACUGGAGGAGAUAGAGAACAUUUUGAGGUCCGAGAAGAAACGAAAGUGUGCUCUUAAAAUCAUCGAAACUGGUGCAAACUUGGCCAAAGCGUAUUAUAAACACCGUCGUGAUGGCAAGGAAGAAAAGCAAGCAGCAGGGGAUCGCCCAGAAGGAGCUUGUGCCUGGACAGCAGACCGUACCGAAGAGCCCAGUCUCUCCCGGCGAUGCAGCUGGCGGUGGCGGCGGAGAUGCUGGGCUGGAUAGGCUGGCCGCCACCAGGGCGAAUCAGCCCAUGCACACAUGCUGCCUUCUGUGCCAUCGUGAAUUUAAGGACUGGGGAGCAAGCUCUGUGAACGGACUUCCUGGGGGCCAUGGGACGAAGCUGGCCGACGCCGUGCCUGCGCUCUCCCAGGCCUUAUUGCGGGAGGCGCCAGGGCGUAAGCUUGCUGACGCGGUGCCCUCGCUGUCUCAGUCCCUGCUGGGAGAGGUGCCUCUGUGGAUCUGUCAGAGCUGCUGCAAGAGUGUGGAAGAGGAGGAGAGGCGGAGCACACAGGAGCAGCCAACACCGGUGCCAUUGUCACACUCUUCCUCCUGUAAGUCUCAGAGCUGUGGGAACGGUUACCCGGAGCAAAGUACUGUGGAUUGGGACCCGAGUUCCUUCCUGUCAGCCCACAAACUGUCAGGUCUCUGGAACUCGGCCCACACCAACGGAGGGGAACACUGCAACCACAACACUUCGUCGCACUCACAACAAGGUGUAACAGCAGGAUCAGUCUGUCAUGAGAAAAGAGGACUUCAUGAAGCGCCUGGGAAAUCUGCUAAAACGUCAGGGACCAAAGUGUGUCCCUACAGUCACCCGUCAUCCCAGAAUUCCAGUGGAUCUUCUGCUGGGAACCCUCUGUCUACCUCAGCAGACCUUUGUAAGACCACUCCCAAGCACUUCAAGACCGUGUGCCGUCGACCAACGCCGCCAGGUGAAGCCUUCCAUCCCAGUGACCACCAUCAACACACAGACUUGUCGGUACCCCCUAACAGUCCCACCGGCCUGUCGUCCCAGCAUUCCUCUCUCCUCCCUCCAAAGCCGAACUCUGGGCAGCAUGGCCAUGUAACCUCCUCCUGUGGCACUGGUGUGGCCGCCCACGCUCCCUUCUCCCCGCUGGUACCAAACCUCCACGGCCCUACAGCCAAACUCAAUUCUCCCAGUCCAGAUAGCCCAACAUCUGUCCACAAGCCCAGUCCAUGCAAAAACUCCCACAUUCCCGCUGUGAACACACAACACAGCAAACUGGGCACAUCUAUAAUGGGCUGUAACCACUCGUGUAAUGGACACAGUCCGGGAACAGUGGCCAACUCCAAUGUAGGCCACUUAACAGCUGGGGCCUGCAGGGAUCAAGCGUGUAAGGGGCACAAAGUGACGAAUGGGACAUUGUGCCACCCUUCGUCUGAGCUGGAGGAGGGAGAGGAUGAGGACAGCAGCUCUGAGAGGAGCUCCUGUGCCUCCUCUUCCACCAACCAGAAGGAUGGGAAGUACUGCGAUUGCUGCUACUGCGAGUUCUUUGGACACAAUGCGCCUCCAGCUGCACCGACUAGCCGAAACUACGCUGAGAUCCGAGAGAAACUUCGCUCGCGCCUGACCCGGCGUAAAGAAGAGCUGCCUCAGCGUCAGGAUUCAGAACUGACAGUGGCCGGUGCCAUUGACAACCGGGACGUGGACGAGCUGCUAGACUUCAUAAACAGUUCUGAGCCCAAACCUGUCAACAGUGCCAAGGCUGCCAAAAGGGCUCGACACAAACAGAAGAAGAAGGAAAAAGCUCAACAGGGCACCUUGGGCGCUGCAGGCAGUGACCCCCACUCCAGCUCAUCUGAGCCUGUGGACGAGCCCAUCCAAGACGGUUCAGAAGCCAGUCGGUUGCUGGACUGGCCUCAGCUGGAACUCGAACGCGUGAACAGUUUUCUCACAAGUCGGCUAGAAGAGAUUAAAAACACCAUCAAAGACUCAAUCCGGGCCUCAUUUAGCAUGUACGACCUCAAUCUGGAUGUCAAUGACUUCCCAAAGAAGGCAGCCACGUUGGAGGGAAAUCAUUUACUGUCCCAUCUCAACGGUUCCUCUGACUUGCAGCAGAUAGACCUUGACCUCUCUCCUCUUUCACUGGGAACCUUUAAAAGCCACCUGGACCUGGUUAACGGAUGGGAAGAUACGACCGUCGUCUCGUCUCCAAACACCACCACCACUGCGUCAGCAGUAAGUGCUGCUUCAAAGGACAUCCAGCGGUUGCACACUACCCCCAGUCUCUCAAAGCUUAUAAGAGUUCGUUCCCCAGAAAGAUGCACUUCCGCCGGGUCUGACCAUUUGCCACAGGUGCCAGCCCAAGCAACGGCUAAAUCGAAAGAGGACACCCCCGAUCCCAAGAACGCGACAGUCGGGAACGGCGGUGCAAAGUCAAAAAAGAAUAAAAAGCAGCAGCAAAAACAGGAGCAGUCUGUGUCGGAGCAGAAUUCCAACAAAACAACCAAAGCUGCCUCUGGGAAUGAAGCACAGAAAGUCAGCGAGCCUAAAGAAAUGGCAGCUAACGGCUCAAAGUCUGGAAACAAACCCCCUCAGCACUCUGUGGACAGCCAGCGAAAUGGGCCUAAGAAAGCUGAGGAGAGCAGAUCAUCCAAACAUGCAACAAAUGGAGCAAAUGGUGGCCCCUUAAGUGCACAAAGGGGGAAAGGUGACUGUGACACACGAGGAGGUCGGUCGGAGCAGGAAUCAGAAAGCAAAGCUCACCCCACCAUUCCAGCAAACGGGCAGCAACAGCAGCAAUCCAAGGGGAAAAACAAGAAGAACAAGAACAAGGGUGAAAAAUCCAGCAGUGCUCUUGAUGAUGUAUUUCUCCCUAAAGACGUGGAUCCAACAGAAAUGGAUGAGAUUGAUCGGGAAGUGGAAUACUUCAAAAGGUUUUGCCUCGAUUCUGCGAAACAAACGCGCCAGAAGGUAGCAGUGAAUUGGUCCAACUUCAGCCUCAAAAAGGUUCCUUCCAAUGCAGCUCAAUAACUUGGACGAGUGCCAGAGAAAAAAACUUCACACCACAAACUCUUUCAGUAGAGCCCCAUUUGGCCUGAGGCCUUCUCUCAUUCCCAGUUUUCUUCUCUUCCUUACUAAGCCAAGGGACCCUGGUUCAAAACAUACUCUCCAUUCAGAAGACUGAAACAUAACUUGUGGCUAACAAGCCAGGGAUCAUUCUCAAGGCCAACUCUACCCUUUGCUAUUAUUGCAAUGUUCACUAAAUGAGAGAUGCAAAAAUGGAAAACAGUCUGUUGAAUCAACUGCAGCCAUGUGCUUACGUAUGUAGUAUGUAAACAAUUACCUUACAUGAAAUAAAUGUUUUUAUCACAAAUCUGAGACAUUUAACGUUGAAUUCCAAUCAAUUCAAUUUGGUGCUCAUCAUCUCUUAUAUUCUUUCUGACCCACCAAACCGGUCUCACUAGACGCUGCUGAGACUUCCACUGUAUGCACUGAACGAGCACAAGACAAUAUUUUGACCUAUUUAAAGAAAAAACAUGCGAGUCCUCUUCUGCAGGGAGCAAUGGUGACAACGAUUACAUUGAUUUUACUCCCAAGUGGCCCGUAGUGCAGCUGGUGGUGGUUCAUGGUUUUGAAUUGGAAUAUUUGUCUCAAAUUCCAUGGUGAUCAACAAAUUAUUUAGGAAUCUAUGAGUUUUUUUUAAAAAAGAAAAGGAAAGAAGAAAUGGCUUCACCUAUCUGCUGUAUGUUGUGGACUUAUAUUUUUAAAAAAACAAAACGUGAAUGUUUGACAGUACAUUAUACGCUGAUAACACACAGUAAUAGAGCACUUUUCCCCACAGGAUGCAUCUUAAAAAACAAUCAAGUAUCCCCUGCAAAGAUGUCCCCAUGCAUGAUGUGUGGGUCAGAAAAUCUAAACACUGUCCCCUUACUAUAUUGGGAAAUGUGUCUGUUUCUUCAGUGUCGAACCUCCUUUGGUGUUAGUCUUGAGCAAUUAUCUCUUAUAGUGAUACCCAGUAUACACUCUUGCCAUCUGUAGAAGAAAGUCCUUUACCACAAUUUUCUCACUCUUUAGCUCUUAUUUUAAUCCGUACGUCCCAGCAGUGACAGUUACACCAGUGUGCAAUGUUCAUUUUGUCGUUGGAACGAUGACACCUUGUUUUGACGCAGUUACUUUCAAUGCUUGUACAUACUGAGUGAAUAUUUUUGGCCCUUUUGAGCCUUUGUCAUGCGUUUCUGAGGGUUGCGUGUGUGUGUGUGAGGUACAUUUUCAACCAUACUACUCCUUUUCCCUGUACUGUGACCUUGGUGGCACCCCCCACCUCAGCUAACUUAUCUGAAGCCUAAGUCUUGAUUGUCUUUUGAUGACAAAUAUCCCAGAAGAGACCUUUGGGACACGGGCCUUGGGUUUUUUACACCAGUAUCAAUGUUUUAGCUGAUGGCUUUCAUUGAAAUGGAUGAUUUUUUUUCCUGAAUCUGUGCUGAGAUUUUGUUUUAAUAUAACAUCUCUGAUGCUUUCCAGGUUAUAUUCAGUUAGAGAAGAUUAUCUUAAUGUUUCGAAUGUAGAUUUAUACUAUACCAAUAAUAGCCAAGUGUAUGUUGGCUUGUUUCUUUUUUUUAAUUCACUUUUGAUACUGUGAAAAAAUCUUUCGUUCGGAAAGAUUAAAAACAAUACAGUUUUGACAAAAAA
Molecule: messenger RNA, 4677 nt
Organism: Stegastes partitus (bicolor damselfish)
Lineage: Eukaryota; Metazoa; Chordata; Actinopteri; Pomacentridae
Gene: fam193b
Product: family with sequence similarity 193 member B
Exons: 10
Coding region: 112-3018 (968 amino acids)
Cellular component (GO): cytoplasm; nucleus
Source: RefSeq, a predicted model, not a curated record